GCACUAGUGGAAAUCUGCUCAGUACUAGUAGUACUUGUGACAUUAUAAAAUUCCACUAGUUAACAUCUAGCACUUCACUAGAAGAGCUACCUGUGCGGGGAUGUCAAUUACGGCACAGUUUUGCCUCACUAGUACAUGUAGUUUUCCUACCAGUAUGCCAAAGUUGUCCUACGAGGUCCAUGAGCGUACAAGUAGACGGACCUUAAAACCAUUUGAGCAUUUAUUCAUUGAGCACUAGUUUUUCAUUCAUAAUUUAGCACACUAGUAGGUUAUCGAACAAAAAGUCCGUUUCAGUAACACUGUGGGAAUUCAUCAAAUGCUUUUCGAUGUAGGAUUUCAGAUCAAUUCAUUGAAACCUUAUGAUUUAAAUAGUUAGCUGUAUUAAAAAAUGUCCUUCUAGGCUUGCCUGUAACAUUUUGCACUUGAUAAAUGACCUUUGAGUUUGUAGCAUUGUCUUUUAAUAUACCUCUUUGAACUUGAGAUGGCGCCAUAACUCCAGCCAUUUUUGAACCGCUUAUCCUCGCUAGGGUCGCGGGCAUGCUGGAGCCUAUCCCAGCUAGUGAGAGGUGGGGUACACCCUGAACUGGUCGCCAGCCAAUCGCAGGACACAUAGAAACAAACAACCAUUUGCCCUCGCAUUCACACCUACGGGCAAUUUAGAGACUUCAAUCAACCUACCAUGCAUGUUUUUGUUAUGUGGGAGGAAACCGGAGGACCCGGAGAAAACAUGCGCAGGCACGGGGAGAACAUGCAAACUGCACACAGGCGGGGCCGGGAUUUGAACCCCGAUCCUCAGAACUUUGAGGCAGAUGUGCUAACCAGUCGACGACCAUGCCGCGGCAUCAUAACUCAUUGAUUCAUAUUCAGCCCCUGAAAAGAGCCAGCUGAUUUUUACCCUCUAACCUGAGGGUGUAGUUAUGGAAGAUUUUACUAAUGGGUACCAGAAUAUACUGCAGAAACACACUAACACAAAUUCUUGGAUUCUUGGUAAUUUUAGUACUUUUGCAGAGCAUAUUACUAAAAGCAUUCUGAGAUUUUAUGGGAAUAGCAAUUCCAUAUGAAGCUUUGUUUUUCUGUACAUAUUUCGUGGAAGAUUUUAGGCAGAACAUUCUGCCCCAACCAGAAGUUCUGGAUACAUGACGUCCUUUGAUUGCCCAGUCAGAUAAGCACAACAUCGUGGCACUACACUGUCAUGCACACAACUUGUUCACCGGCCUUCAGCUGUGCUUUACAGAUGGCUUUUUGCCAUUUUACUUUUUCUAGAUAGAUCAAUUUUUUUCCUAAUUAGCCUCAAACAGGCUAGAGAAGAAAAGUAAAAUCUUGUGACACUGGACAUUUUAUAGUGGAAGAUUGUAAGGAGGUAAAGAACACCUGGAACACCUGGCAGCCAAGGAAUUCAUCAUCAUAUCUGAAAUGGAUUAACUCCUGUUUUCAUCACAAUCCCCGUUGUCUUGCUACCCCCGAUACAGUAUGAAGAGAACAAACUCCUCAAAAUGUUUUGUCACAGAGCUUUGAUGUGGAGAAUGGAUUGUCGGUGGGCCGCAGUCCCCUGGACGCUCAGGCCAGCCCGAGCUCUGGUGGUCUGGUCCGACAAGCCAACUUUCCUCACAGCCAGCGGCGGGAAUCUUUCCUCUACCGCUCGGACUCAGACUUUGACCUGUCACCCAAAGGUCCUUUGAAAAAUGCCUCCACUGCAAGUGACCUACACACAGAAGACAUGAUUGUCACACCAUUUGCACAGGUCCUUGCCAGCCUGAGGACAGUCCGGAGUAACUUUGCCGUCAUAACUGGCCAGCAAGAUCGGCCAGCCAGCAAGACCCGAUCGUCCGGAAGCAACCCGCCGUCCAUGUGCAAUACCAGUCUGGCAGAGGAGCCUCACCAGCAGCUGGCCAUAGAGACUCUGGAUGAGCUGGACUGGUGUCUGGAGCAACUGGAGACCCUGAAAACCCGACACUCUGUCAGUGAGAUGGCUUCCAACAAGUUCAAGAGGAUGUUGAACCGAGAGCUCACCCAGCUGUCAGAGACCAGCCGCUCAGGGAACCAGGUCUCGGAAUUCAUCUCAAGUACCUUCCUAGAGAAGCAACAUGAUAUGGACAUCAUGGCUCCCCCCACCAAGGAGGAGAAGAAGAAGCGACCCAUGUCCCAGAUCAGCGGUGUGAAGAAGCCUACGCACAGCCCCAGCCUCGCACCAUCCACCAUCCCUCGCUUUGGGGUCAACGCCACCCAGGAAGGUCAUCUAGCCAAAGAAUUGGAGGAUAUUAAUAAAUGGGGAAUUGACGUCUUUAAGGUCGGCGAGCACUCUGGGAAUCGUCCACUCACAGUCACCAUGUACACCAUCUUCCAGGAGCGCGACCUGCUCAAGUCUUUCAAGAUCCCAGUUGACACUUUCAUUACAUUCAUGAUGACUUUGGAGGAUCACUACCAUGCAGACGUGGCGUAUCACAACAACAUCCAUGCCGCCGACGUUGUCCAGUCAACUCACGUGCUGCUUUCAACACCUGCGCUGGAGGCCGUGUUCACCGAUCUGGAAAUCCUCGCCGCUCUCUUUGCCAGUGCCAUCCAUGAUGUGGAUCACCCUGGUGUUUCCAAUCAGUUUCUCAUCAACACUAAUUCUGAGCUGGCGUUGAUGUACAACGACUCAUCCGUAUUGGAGAAUCACCACCUAGCUGUCGGGUUUAAGCUUCUGCAAGAGGACAACUGUGACAUCUUUCAAAACCUCAGCAAGAAACAGAGACACUCACUGCGUAAAUUAGUCAUUGACAUGGUGCUAGCCACUGAUAUGUCCAAACACAUGAACCUGCUGGCAGACCUAAAAACCAUGGUGGAGACCAAGAAAGUCACCAGUUUAGGUGUUCUGCUUCUGGACAAUUACUCAGACCGCAUUCAGGUCCUUCAGAACAUGGUGCACUGUGCCGACCUGAGUAACCCCACCAAGCCACUUGAGUUGUACCGUCAGUGGACUGAUCGGAUCAUGGUGGAGUUCUUCACCCAAGGGGACAGGGAGCGGGACAAGGGCAUGGAGAUCAGCCCUAUGUGUGACAAACACAAUGCCUCCAUUGAGAAGAGCCAGGUGGGUUUCAUUGAUUACAUCGUCCAUCCUCUUUGGGAGACAUGGGCUGACCUCGUUCACCCCGAUGCGCAGGAGAUCCUAGACACCUUGGAGGAUAACAGAGAGUGGUACCAGAGCAUGAUCCCCCGCAGUCCUUCACCAAAUCCCGAAGGCCCAGAAGAAGGGGGCGUCACUGGAGAAGCCUCGGGGUUUUGUGCGGGCACAGCAUCCACUGACAAGUUCCAGUUUGAGCUGACCUUAGAGGAGGAGGAGGGAGAAUCUGAUGCGGAGAGCCUGCCAGAUGAAGAGGAGGGUAGUCAAGGGACUGAAGCAUCCAGAACUGAUCCUGCCAAAGGAUUCAAUGCCAUAACUGCUCACCUACUCCCUAAAACCAUCGCUGCUGAUGCAACAAGAACGUUUUCCGCACACUCCGAUAAAGACAUGGCAGCAGAAAGAGCGACAGACACGGGAUCAGACAUCAGACUCGACACAUAGCACCCAUCCCAAGUUUCAGCUCCACCUUCACCUUCAGCCUUUUUUUUUUUUUUUUUUUUUUUUUCUUGAUUUCAGUGCCUCGUCCGUUGUCACUCUGCUUCUCCUCGUGCACACAAACUUCACCUUUGUUUCCGGAGGUACGGUGACAGCGAAACCUCUGGAUGGGAAGCACUUGUGUGCAGCUGUGAACGAGGUCUGCAGUUGAAGCAGGCACUUGCACUAAAGACAGACUGAGAGACUGAGUCUGGGAGAGGACAGGAAUUCGGGUUUCUGACUGUUUGUUUCUGUUCUGUCAGUCAGACACACUGUGGCUAUUCUACAGAGACCAUGUGACAAGAAAUACUUGCCAGAUUAGGUUGCACCACAAGAAUUGAAUUGAAAUGAAUUGUCUUCCUCGUUUUCGUUUUUAAGUAAAGAUGGUGAGGAAGUGGUGAAUGACACGAAAAACACAAUGAUGUCAGCUUGAUUCGUUAUUCAACUUGAAUUUGGCUGAGGAUACUUGAAGAGGUUUUGCCUCUCUUUCAAGGUUGAUUCUUAAAUUGUGACAAACUACGGGGGAGUUUACCUAUAGCAAGACAUUUUGCCAAACUAGCAACUUAAUGUUGUUUUGCCUGCCUUUGAAAUCUUUGCUAUAUAAUGAUGUUGUCUUUUAAUUAAGAUAACUUGUCAAACCUGUUCCAGCAAAAUGCACACAGAGUGAGAGUGUAGGAAACCUGAAAUUUAGAAGACAUUUUGAGUGACUCUUGUCAUUCUUGUAUGCAUAACUCCCCCUCGCCAGCCAGUCAGUGGAAGAAGAUUAAAGUGAAUAACCUGCCAAAAAGCACGAGCUCUUUUGACAUUGUCCUCUGCCUCCAGCUUGUUACCUCCAUUUCUGUAUCUUUCAGUGGCAGGCUGUGCAUGUGGUACCUGGGCCUUCAGUGACUUAUCCCACUUAAUCCACCUCUUAAUACCACCACUAUAACGUUGCAAUUAUAGAAGCCAUCAAUUUGAUACAAAUAUGCAACAUAACAGCACACAACUGUGCCACAUACUGUACCUUAUUUAGAGCAGUUCGGAAUCAAUAUGAAAUAACCUGACAAAAACAAAAAUGUAAAUGAAGUCAAUCAUACUCACCCGAGAUCCUGAUUAAAUGUGACUUGUUUUGCUAGUUGGAGUUCGCUGUAGCAAGUUUUGCUCUGACCAACCACCUGACCCUCGGAGGAUGAAUUUGAAAUCUUAUUGGUUAAAAACAAAAACUGUACCGCACUAAUAUAGUUUAGGUUCCAUCAGCAAGCACUACUGAUUCUGAAGGCCCUGAGCAGAUUAGAUUAACAUGGCAACACAAAGAGGCUGAAAUCGAACACGCAACACACGUACCGGAAGCAGUGCAGCCAAGAGAAACCCACUCCUGCUAUCUUUAAACUACUGUCAUCAUGAACUCGUUUCAGAACAGCCACAACAAAGUGCUCUGUGUACAUGUUUCCCCCUGGUGUUGAAAAGUAGUCCUUCAUCUUUGGUAUCAAAUUUGCAUGGCCUGCAUGGGAAACACAUUCAAAGUGGGUUCAACUGUAGAUCCCUCUGUCCAAAAAUAUCAGCAAAGUUUCUUCUUUGUUACUAUUUAAACUCUUGGUUUUUGUUUUUUUGUUUUUUAAAUUUAAAGUCACUUGUCUGCAUUGUUGAUAUGCACACACCCAUUUGAUCAGUUUGCCUUCAAAUUGAGCACUUUAGAGGUUUUUUUUUGUUGUUGUUCAUGGCUAGUAGCCCUCAUUGUGAUUUGGAAGGGCUUCGAUUCAAUCCACAAGGACAUGGAGGCUUUUGACUGAAAUGCUACAUGCACAAAAAUCAUGCAAACACUGAACGCUACAUUCUAUUGGGCCACUGUCAUUACUUUAAAGCAAUGGUGCAUUUAUAAACUGAAAUAGUAUUUUUACAAUGAGCAGGAUGCAUCUUUGUAACUGUUAAAAAAAAAGAAAAAAAGUGAGUGUUUUUUUUCCUCUUGUUAAUCAAUAUUUUGCUCUCCAUCACAUAAGUCAAUGACAAAACAAGUGCCAGGCAAACACGACACAACCCAUACUGUAGUUUCCAUUUUGCCACAGGCUACUUUCCACCAGCGCCAAACUGAUAAAAGUUGGUUGAUUGUAGCACCUCGUGUGCCAAUCUAACCCCAGCAUCUCUCCAACUCGUAUUCAAACUGUAACUGAUAUUGUCUUAAAGCGAUGACGUGUUUUUCUAUGUGAGAGCGAAUGACUGGGAGGAUUUUUUUUUUUUUUUGCUAAUAAAAACCAAAGCACUUUGUAUAGUACAAUUUACAAUUGUGUACCUCCAUUAUGUGUAUAAUGUGACAGUUUUGUGGGCUGUUGAGUGACAUUCACGGGCUAUGCCACUACAGCUGUCAAAGAUUGGACUUUGGGAUGGAAGUCUUUCUCUUUUUCUGUAUUUGUUGCACAACUUUGACUACAAGAUAUGAACAGCAUAAAGACCACUAUAGAGUUCUGUUUUAGCACAAAUCACUCCCAUUCAAUGUGUCAAUUUGUCAUGUUUCUAUUUUUUUUCUUUUUUCAUGUUGUAUUUUCACUCCUGGGAUUUUCUUUUCUUUUUUUUCUGGGCCAUAGAUGUAUUCACCAACAUGCUGGAGGAAUACGUGCAAUGCUUUCUGUCACCAUUAACAGCACAAGCACAACAACACUACAGGAUGCCUUGAAAACUUAAGGUCUAUCGAACAGCAUCUUAACCAGCACAACAUACACAAGGAUUCAGUGUGUGUUUUAUCUUGUACAAUUUCCUCACAUUGCUCCAUGUACAGUUUAUUUAUUAUUUCCAUACUACCUAUGAGACACAAUGGAAAAGUAGACUUUGUUAGUCUAAGGUUUAGAUCUCAUUUGUCAUAUGAUGUGUCAGAAAGACUUAUGGGAAAGGUUCCAAUGUUUCUCUGCUUUUUUUCUUCUCUACGGUUUGUUUCUGCAAAUAACAUUCAUAAGCAAAGUUACUCAUUUUCAUAUUUCGUUGGUAUGAAAAUAGUUGAGUGGCAGAUUUCCCUCAGGGUUUUCUGAAACAUUUCUCCUUCUACUGUCUUCCUCUGUUGUCAUGAAGGAUCUUCCAGAAUAUUGUUCGUCGACAGUGAAGAUUUCGGUCUGAAAUUGUCAUCUUAGAUGAGAAUCUCUUCUUCCUGAUGAUGUAUGGUUCAGGAAUGACUACCACAGCUUUGACAAUCUCUCUUUCAUUUAACUGCGGGUGUUUGUGCCCUCCUUCCAACUAGAACUGUAUGCCUUGCCAAUAAAAGAAAAAACAUUUCA
Molecule: messenger RNA, 6816 nt
Organism: Phyllopteryx taeniolatus (common seadragon)
Lineage: Eukaryota; Metazoa; Chordata; Actinopteri; Syngnathiformes; Syngnathidae
Gene: pde4ca
Product: phosphodiesterase 4C, cAMP-specific a
Exons: 15
Coding region: 1718-3544 (608 amino acids)
Biological process (GO): signal transduction
Cellular component (GO): cytosol; perinuclear region of cytoplasm; nucleus
Molecular function (GO): 3',5'-cyclic-AMP phosphodiesterase activity
Source: RefSeq, a predicted model, not a curated record